AGUUGACUAUCACCCGCGCACCACCUAAACUUACAAACGCAGUCGAGAGAUGGCGCUUUGCUGAUUUAACCCUUGUGAAAAAGUGCUGUGAACUAGUAGAAUACUAGAAUAGUAUGUUAGUGACAGUGAAAUGCUACAGCCUAGGUUAUUAAUGUGUGGCAGUGAGAUGGGGCUAAUUAACUGUGUCCGAUGGGGUGUUGUGGUGCUUUUGUUUACUUUAGCGACAUGUCAAGAAAUCAAUGAGAACGAACCUAUAGAAGCGUCGAGGAUAAAAAGAGAAGGAGUUCCUGAGAACAGGGCGUUUAAUACAAAUGCUAUCAUAUACGAUAAUACGCCCUGGAGACCAGGAAGGGACACAGGCGUGCCGCAUCGUUCUGAGGAAGAUGUCAGGAAACUUAAUCUUGCUACAAGGAUUAUGUCCAACGGUGUUGAAGUUUUGGUCAGAGAUAAAAAUUUCGAUGGAAAACAAGAACAGACCAAGUACAUGGAUGUAAAAACUAUACAUGCAACAGCUACAAACAAUAUGUAUUUGGGAAAUCUUCCUAAACUUGACAAAAGAGUAGAUAGUCAAGAAGACGAUGCGAUGUUCGAUUUGAUACAGCCAUCAGAAGUAAGUCACUCACCAUGUUCAACAACUUCUUGCUCCUGUAGCCACACAAAGACUGAGAGUUUGCAAUCGAAAUACACCAACGCAAAAGAUGCAGUAUCCACAACUGAAAAGCAUGGAUCAAAAACUACAAAAAGAGAUAAACUUAAGCUAGAUAUAAAAACAACAAAUAAGGAAACAUUAAAUAUGAAAACAAAUUAUCGACCCUACGACUAUGAGAUAAACUCUCAAAUUACUCCUACAGAUAGGAUCGUAGAAAAAUAUACAGAAGUUAUAAGUGAUUAUUCUGACGAAAAAGAAACAAGUCCUUUAGAAACCAGUGACCUAUUAACUAACGAGCAAGCGCCAACGCCAAUCAAGAAUAAUAAAUUAUCAUAUAAUAAUAACAAUACUUCUGAAAAAGUGAAACCAGAGAAACCGCAAAAGAUUAAUAAAAAUAAACAAGUUGUAGCUGAACUAAUAAAACUUGGGUCGCUUGGAAUAAAAGGUUUAUCCCAAUUAACUCCUAUUUUUGAAAAGAUGACAGGUAGUUUUAUGAAAAGACAAGAUGAUAAUCAAAGCACAACAUCAACAACUACACCAAAACCUGCUACAAAGCUUACUCAAUAUUCUGCUGAGAAGCGCGUGGAUAGUGUUGAGACUAAGCAAGGGAACUUUCCAAUUUAUAUCCCUGUUGAUGAAAUGGAAACAUCCGAAUCACAAGUAUCUUUUUCAAAUGUAUCGAUGCAUCCAAACUUUCCCUGGGCUCUUGAAUAUAAGCACUCUAAGGGCCAUAUACUUCCACCGAAAAUUGUACAAGAAAGUCCACUUGUCAAUGGCGGUAUCCCUAUAAGUCCAGGUGAAAUUAUACGAGCAAACUCUGACGUUAUUGUCGGUAAACCUGCAGUGGGUGGACCCCUGACACUAGCAGCUAGUGGCAUCAAAUUGCAUAGUUCUGGCAAUCGUCCACCACUAGACAGUUUUAUGUCUGAUAGCGAGCAAUAUUCUGUUAAUGAACCAUAUCCACUUUCACUUCCUCAAAGUAAAAAACCAACACAAAAUAAUGUCGACGAUUCAUUUGAUUUAAGACCUCCAGGCCCACCUAAGAUUACAUCCCAGAGAAAGCCAUCUUUGAAUGUACAUGCACAUCAAAGCUUACCUACUAAUAAGAACUAUGAAAAGCCAUUGUACUCCACGCAAGGUAUUGUAACGAGCACUAAAGAUAGAAUAAACCAGCACAAAAAUACUCAAAGUACCACGUUGAACAAUGAUUACGGUAAGCCAGCAUUUUUAGAUUAUGUACCACCAGUCGUUAAACCUUCCAAUAGUAUACCAUUAAAACAACAUAUUGAAUUAAGACCUUAUGAUGAUAAACAUAUAAUGGAUAGCAGUCCUAGUUCCUCUGAAAUUGUUAGUACAAAAAUAGAUGCCACAGAUGAAGAUUCAAGUUUCUCAGACUCAUCAGAGUUCGCAGACAAGCCAUUUCUAGUUGAUAUUCAACCUUCCAGGGUAGCUAAUGUAUUAAUACCCCAUGGAAGCUCAACCGCUCUAAUAUUUGCUGGAUCUUCAGAGCCUCACAAAACCGGAGAGUAUAUUGAUGACCCCUUACCGUAUCCUGAACCAGGAUAUUUUGGAAGUUUUAAUAUUGAUGCUCCACAAAUGACUAAUGUUCAUAGUGUUAAUCCUAGCAAAGAUCAAUUUUUAAAAGAUUCUCGUAUCGUUGCCUCACUAAAUAAUCAGAAUAUUCGAUUUAAUGAAGGUACAAAUGAAACACGAAAUGGAAUACCAACAAGGAAAAAUAACCAACGUUAUAAUUUACAAAACAUUCCACCUCCAAUCAGUAUGCAAGAGACGCAUUUACGUAUAGGUCCGCAUAUAACUGUUUACAAGCCCGAUAAUUAUAAGGGUGAUUUUGAGAAAUUUAAGCAAAAUAAAAAUUCUAAGCCUAAAGAUGAAAGGCAAAUAAUUGAUCGGGAAUAUGAAAAUUAUCUUGCAGUUCCUCCUCCUCCACCAAAGCAACAAUUUAGCCAAGAAAAACCUUUCAUCAUUAAUAAACCGUAUAAUCAGCGACCAAUUGUACAUACAAAGCCAAUUCAUGAUAUGAAGGUAUUUUUGAAUGUUCAACAUCCUGUACCGGAUCAGUUGCCGCCUAAGAUUACAUCUGAGGUAUAUUUUGCUUCACAAGCGCCGACUAAUAGCCAACAUUCAACCUUUACUUACCAUAUACCAAAAACCCAGGCAACAAAUAAUCAAUUUAAUAAGCCAAACACAGAAAAUCACACACAAAGUAAUUCGUUUUCUAUUGUUUCAUCACCAAACAUUUCGAAUAAAUCAAUAGUAACAAAUAUUGGAAUGGAUAAUACAUACAGUGUAACCCUUAAUACUGGAACAGGAGUUAAAAAUAUUGGUGGAAACGCUCACAUGAUUGGUUCCAGCAUUACUGUUCCAAUAAGCACAUCUGAACAUAAUGGCGAAAUAAACGCUAAUAUACCGAUUGGAACUAAUUUUGCUAUUCGUGUUGAAGAUGAUCCAUCAAAAUAUGAUACUGUUGCCUUACAUGGUAAGCCGGAUCCAAGUUUAUCUUUACUUAAUAAUAAUAAACAAAAUACCUUCAAUAAGCCUUUGAAUUCACAAAGUGUAAAAAGUACAGAUAUUUUGGGCCAAGAUAAAAAAGAUGUAAUUGUGUCCAUGCCUCCAUCUCAGAACAGCCACGCGAAUUUCCCAAUGAUUAAUGAACAUUCCCAUAAUUCAGUAUAUACAAAAGAGUCUUCCUCGGAAACACUAGAAGAUAAGAAAUCUGUGGACCAAAAAAGACCGGGAAAAAUUAUUUCAAACAUACCUACAAACUCACAUGGCUGGUAUUCCAGUAUUCUAAAUGAAGAUAGCAUUAAACACAUAAACAAUAUUAAAGUGGAUGCCACAACUACAAAAGUUAUACCGUUAGCGUAUGAUUAUAAUAAAGAUACGAAACCUAACAUUAAUAAGAAAAUUACGAAUAUUGGCAAACCUCCAUCUGACUUUUUGGAAGAUUCAUCAACACCCGGCAAUAAAUUUAACAUUGGUAGACCUUUUGCAAAACAGAAAGACUCAGACAAACCUACCGUUGCAACCUUCACCAUUAAACCAAGUUACAUACCAACAUUUAACGCUGGAGAACAGCCUGUUUACAACAUUCCCAUAAUAGACGACUUCAAUAAUGAUAAAUUUAAAAUAAGACCAAUUGAACUGCCUAAACCUGUUUAUGAAAAUGCUGAAGAAAUUUAUGACGGUAAAGAUAAUUCUGAUACAGAAGAAGAAAGCGAUGGAGAAGUAAGUUCAGAAUCUAUGAAAGUUCCUAUAGUUACUUCAUCUAAUGAAGAAAAGCAACAUAUUAAAUCAACGCAGGACAUUACUUUAACAAAACCCUUAACAUCACAAAAUACAAUAAAAAUUAAUAACGUUCAAAGUGGUUCCCAAACAGAAAAACCUUUCGGUUCGCACAAUAAAACUGCAUAUCAAUCGAAUAGCAUGAGCCCGAUUAUAAGCCAAUCUAAUUCAUACAAUAUGAAGCCUAGACCAUUUACUGUUAGCAGCAGAAUUCCACUUGAUCAUCAAUUACAACAACCACAUUGGCAGAUUAACCAAAUGAUGGAGAACAAUAAUAAUACAUCAUACGAAGACAGUUAUGAAUUAAAUACCGGAGAAAAGAUUUAUGAUAAUACUAUGUACAGACAUAAUACUUCUACUAAAACUAGCGCAGAAGUUCAGAACAAUAAAAAAUUUGACUCAGAAGUUAAUGCCAGCCAUAAAAACAGUUCAAAUAUUAUAACUUCAACUGUGCACAUAUCGGACAAGAAACCAUUAUUUAUUAAAGAAGUAGAAAAGUCCACACUACCUACUUAUAUAACAACUUCCAAUUCCAUACUAAAUGAGACAUUCGAUGACAAUAUUCUAAAUUUAUCACCUCCUCCUCAGAAUCCAAAUUACCCACGUCCUCAACAAAAUAAGGAUCUUAUUAUGGGCAUGAGUCCACCACCACCUGACAGCAGUUUAAGUAAACAUCAGUCAAGACCUCAUCAGACUCAGAGACCAUCCCUGCCAAUAAGAACUCCACCGCCAUACAGGAAUAUACCUCCAAGAACAUUACCACCCAGAUUUAGUACCCCGCGCCCUGUACGGAAGCCGAUACAAAAGGAUGAAGUAUCUACUUAUAGGCCAAGUAACAAGCAACAGGAUGUAGUAAACAAAUCUAAAAGACCAUAUUACAAUCGCUAUCAACCAUCAUCUCAAUUAUUACCUCCUCCUAGAGAAUUACCUUCAAGAUUACCCGAUUUGGAAUCAAUUCCAGAGACACCCCUUAUUACGGCAUCUGGCUCCGGUCUUGUUUUUCCCACUGCUUCGAUUUCAUCUAGUUGGCUUACAUCUUCUGCAAUAGACUUUCCUCACAGAUUUGAUUUUGCACCUACAUCAGUGCUCUUCCCUGAAAUUAUUACGUCAUCAAUGGUUUCACUUCCUGGCGUAAACUCGGCAGAAACAUCCAUUGAAGAUUCAUAUUCGUAUGAAGAUGUUUCUUAUCAAUCGAAGGAGGACAGUUUAGAUAAAUCAGUUGUAGAUAAAAAGAAGACUGAUCAAUCUCAAGAAGAAACAUCAUCUCCAAAUCCAAUGUUUAGUAAUCACACGGGUAUUUUUAACGAAUCUUCUCAUGAUUCAAACCAAGUAGAUUUAACGGAUAAAGUAAAUAUUAUACCUAUUGGUGUAAAAAAUAGAACACGCAAACCAUACCCAGUGCGUGCGGAUAGUAAAUAUAAAAUUUCAUCUAAAAGUAAUGUUAUUGCACCGACGAGAACAAUAACUCGUCCAGAAAUAUUAUUCCCUACCAGGCAUGUAACUAAUAAAGUAAUAAGACCACAAUUUAACAACUCCCCGAGCAUACAUAAUGUGGAUGUCAUAGAAAGUUCUGAAACGAUGUUGGAAGAAGAUUUUAUAAAACCUACACAAGUACUUAAUGAAUAUGGUAAUGCUCCUGAUAAAACGUUUGUAAUCGAGAAAACUUUAACAUCUACAUUUACUAUAAAUAAAAAUGAUGAGCAAAUAAAUACAAAAACAUUGCAUCAUGCUGGAAAUGAAAUAAAAAUAUCAGACGAAAUCGUUCCGACUAAAACUAAGUUCCAAACAUCAGUUGUCACAUUUACUAAAACUCUUACAGAACUUCCUGAGCUUAUUUCUAGUGUCGGAUACGUCAAUCUGACUCAUACUUUGACCGUAACGCAUACAAAAACUAGUUUAAUAAGUAAAUCAGAAGGUGCUGUUACUGAAACGUUAAUCUUAACUAACACUCAUACAUCAACUGUUGUCGAUGUUAUUACUGAGAUUUACACACAUGUGCAACCGACUACUAUAAUUGAAACAGUGACCAAACAUAUUCCUAUUGUAAAAGUAGAACCUACUCCGGUUCAGGAGAUAACAACAACAAAGUUACCUUUAGAUGACAUAUCGAUGUCAUCAGAGGAAAAAGACAACUUUGUUAUUCGAGAUUCAGAUGAUAGAGUAACUGAAAAUAUUCAAAAGAUCGAAGCUGAGGAAGAUAAAGACAAUGAUACUUUCUUCAUUGUCAUGAACAAGUCACAAAAUGGAGGGAAAUUGCCACCAGUUAAAGCGGACAUAGAAACAAGUGACUACGACGGUAUUACAAGAAAUGAGCAAGUGAACAAUAACGGUGUUGCACAAGUCCUAUUUGGCGAAAUAUUAUUAGCCGGAACUCCUUACCUGGAAACCACAAAUAUAGGCCACCCUGCCGGCUUUGGGAAAGAAUGUCAACCUGAUUGUAAAGCAUCUAGAAAUGAGCGUUGUCAGCGAAUUGAUGGAUUAAUGAAGUGUGUGUGCAGACCAGGCUUUGCUAGGAUGUUCCCUGACCGACCAUGUAAACCCACGUACACGUAUUCGGUCAGCCUUGUCCUUGCAUCUCAAGGAAACCAACGGCUACGUUUCCAUCCUAAUCUAGCUGAUAACUCAACAAAAGAAUAUAAUCAGCUAGCUAUCGCUACACAUGAAGGUAUCAAUAGAAUGGUGAUGCAAUCUGACUUAAGAGACGUGUUCCAUGGUAUCCAUAUUACUGGCUUCCGUCCGAUCGAGAUGAAAGGCAAGAAUGGAUUGUAUCAGGGAGUUACGAACGACUUCUAUGUACAGCUUUCAGAUAAUGCUCAUGAGUAUAGACUUAAGGAGGUUAUCGAGAAAUAUUUAAGAAACAACAACUACAGUCUCGGUGGAACAGAUGUUCAUGCAGCAGCAGAACAUAUCGACAGGCUGAAUGUUAGCGACUUCGACGAAUGCGUUAGCGGUCAGUUCCAUGACUGUUCAGAACACGCCAAGUGUUUCAACUUACGCGGGACUUACACUUGCAGCUGUUUGGAAGGUUUUGCUGAUCUCAGCGUCAACACUUUGUACCCCGGAAGGAUUUGUUCGUCGGAAGCGGUUGGCUGCGAUACAUGCAAUUAUCACGGCACUUGUUUCGAUCGAGAGAGCGCUGUUAUUUGCGAAUGCUUCAAAUGGUAUGCUGGAAGAACUUGUCAGGUCAAUUUGAAAGCGGUGUUAAUAACGGUAACAGUGAGUGGUCUCCUUAUUAUCACUGCUGUGACCAUCUUUGCCUCCCGGAGAUGCUGUGCAGCAAGGAGUCCAGCUACGCAGACCUUCGUUAUUGGGUGUAUGCAGGGGAUGCCGAGCUUACAUCAGGGUAAUAUGCCGAAGCAGAGAGCUGAUCGAAGGGCUUUGAUAGCGGAGAGAGAGACCGCAGAAACGUGUAGUGUACAGAAUGCAUCGUUACCUUACGUUCCAACAAAGCGGGGUCGAUCAUCGAAGUGCGUGAUGUCUGAGCCGCCCGCGCACUCCCCUCCGCCGCCGCCCGCCCCCGCUGUCCUCAUACCCCGGGCUCGUCUGCAUCAACAUUCGGACAGCCGAGAUAACCUCUCAAGGAAGAAAAGUCUAGAGGCGUGCGCCGAAGCAAAGUUGAUCAGUUACCUUGAGUCCGGCGCUACUAACGUUACCGAAGAGAUGAGACGAAAACACAGUUUAGAAUCGUCAUACAGCGCAAAUAAGGAACGUCAUAAUAAACAAGGUGCGCUGGUAUCAGCUGGAUUCAAAGUGUCCACGACGGUCCGACCUGAAGAUGGACUCAAGGAAGACGAUGCCUCAUCCAUAAACAAGACUGACAUAGAUGAACAGCUAUCCAGGUUCGAUACUCUGAGGAAAUCUUAUAGUCAAGAGGACAAUAUGUCUGAAUGGACGGAUGCAGAACGACGCCUUGGAGAGCUGACCCUAUCUGAAGCUCGCUCGGUGGGCGGGACAUUACCCGCGAGUACUGGGCGGGCGGCGUCUUCGACACGACUGACACAUCAGGAGGCACACACGAUGGCUGAAAGAGACCUGGGCUCCACCUUCCUCCUGCCGCACGUUCACCUCUAUAAACCUGACCCUGUGGACCAGUGACGUAUCGGAGUUCGAUUCCCUUUGAAGAACUUGAAACUA
Molecule: messenger RNA, 8086 nt
Organism: Pieris rapae (cabbage white)
Lineage: Eukaryota; Metazoa; Arthropoda; Insecta; Lepidoptera; Pieridae
Exons: 19
Coding region: 131-8047 (2638 amino acids)
Molecular function (GO): calcium ion binding
Source: RefSeq, a predicted model, not a curated record